UUGACCGACGAGUUGGUAUAUUGUCUGGUACAAUAUGGAGAGUGUGAAUAUUGUGGGCAAGUAAAAACUGAUGAUAGAUGGUGCAUGACAUGCAAUGCUAAGCAUUUUCAAAAGCUUCGGUGGACAAGUGGCAACGACAUGAUUGACAAAUUCAUUCGAGACAUUCAAAAUAGUGCAACUAAUCGUCAUAAAGUUUUGGAGUGGGUUCCGUAUGAGAAUUUCUCGGAGAUCAAAUUUAUUGCUAAAGGUGGUUACGGAAAGGUGUAUAAAGCCAGAUGGAACGGUGGAUUUAUACACUACUUUAAUAAUAAAACCCAACAAUGGCGUAGAAAUGGCGACAUGGAUGUGGUUCUUAAAAGUUUGUAUGGUUCGAAGAAUAUAACCAAUGAAUUCUUAGAAGAGUCUUCAAAUGAGGUCACAUUAUGUACAUGGCAAUACGAUUGA
This is a messenger RNA of Acaulospora morrowiae, 444 nucleotides long. NCBI's taxonomy places the organism in Eukaryota, Fungi, Glomeromycota, Glomeromycetes, Diversisporales, Acaulosporaceae. The record is from the annotation of a GenBank genome assembly.